UUAGCUUAAACGUAGCUUAAAAUCCAUGGCAACCAUUGUCUCAAUAAUCGUUGCCAUGGAUUUUAAGCUACUCUUAAGCUAAGCCCCACUUAAAUUUGCCGGUGCAAACAGCCAUCAGUACUUAUGAAUAUACAUCGCGUGCAUGUGACGUCACGAUACAACAGCUGAUCGCUUGUAGGACAAACACUUCACUGCUCGCUAUACGUUUUAUGCAAAUUGUGGCCCUAAUUUUUAAAUUUUUGAAAUAGAAUUGAUUUGUUAAGUGUUGUAAUAUGUGCGAUAAAAGUGACUAUUUUAAUACUUUACCAACAGACGUUAAAAAUCGUUACUUGGACAAAAUUAAAUUAGUUAAUAAUGUAGAUCCUUAUUUAGUUAGUAUUGGUACAUGUUCAACAAACAUUAACGAUUUUCCUAGAGUUACGUAUUUCGAUAUCGUAAAUUAUUUAGUUUUUAAUAAAAGUGCGUACACACAAGAUGAGUUUAAGGCAUAUAAAAGCCUGGAGGCGUACAAUUUAUUCCAUUCUAAGUGGAUUAAAACAUUGUGUGUAAAGAAAAUCACAAACUCAGAUAAUGUUUUAUUACUUUCUGAGGUAUGUUGCCUAACAUUGUAUAGUAAUAUAUGUAUAUCUAUAGUUUUUUCUUUCUUGCAGGUCAUACAUUCACAAAGGUUAAAUUUACCUCCAGUUAGCCUUUGGUGUGUUGUAAAAAACAAUGGUGAAGUACUUACAGCACAUUGUACUUGUACUGCAGGUUUGGGGGAGUGCUGCAGUCAUGUAGGUGCCGCAUUAUUCGCAGUUGAAGCUGCUGUUCGGGAUACAGAGCCAAUCUCGGUCACUGGUGAAAAGGCCUACUGGAUGGUUCCAAACACAAACUUAGGUGUGCCUAGUAGUGUAGAAGAAGUGGAUUAUUCUGUGCAUAAACAUGAAAACAGUAGCACUUCAAGUAAUAGUGAUGUAGAUGAAAUAGGUGAUUUAGAAAAGGCAACCUUUUUGGAAAAGCUCAGUGCGCUGAAAAAUACCCCUGUGAUAUUAAAAGUUACAUCCCCAUAUUGUUUUACGUUACAACAGGAAAACCAAGAAGCGACAUAUCAACGUGGAAUUUUAAACAAUUUGUAUGAUCAAAAACAUGAAACCAAGACCUUGAACGAGCUAAUCGAAGUUGGGAAAACAAUUGAUUUUCAUCUAACUUCUGAUGAAUGUGCAAUCAUUCAAGAAAAAACAAUGGGGCAAGCAGCCUGUUGCAGAACUAAAUUAACAAAACCCGCAAUAAGCACAAUUAAGGCAAUCUGCUACAAGAAACCUUUUUUUUCAAAGCAGACCACUUAUGGAUGCUUGCAUGAAAAAGAUGCUAUAGAGGCAUAUAAAGCUUUCAUGCUUCCAAAACAUGAGAAUUUUGUAAUAAAAACGUCGGGGCUGAUAAUUAACUCAAUGUUUCCAUGUUUUGGUGCAAGCCCUGAUGGUCUGGUGAGUUGCGAUUGUUGUGGAUCUGGUUGUCUGGAAAUUAAAUGUCCAUACUGCGUGCGUGACAGCAAUGUUGAGGAAUUGGUUCACUUCAAGAACAUGUGUUUAAAAGCAAACGUACUGGAGGACAAUAUAUGGAGCAUCGACCUUGAUCAGAAUCACUCUUAUUUUCACCAAGUACAAAUGCAAAUGGCAGUUGCCGAAAGGUCAUACUGUGAUUUGGUUGUAUGGUCGAAGAAGAAUUUUUAUCUGGAAAGAGUGUAUAGUGACAAAACAUUUUGGGAAUGUGAGAGUGAAAAAGCAUUAGCAUUUUUUAAUAAUGUAAUAAUGCCUGAAUUACUUGGAAAGUAUUUUACAAGACUACUUCCUUUAAAACAAAUAUCUACAAACGUGCAAGAUAAUGUACCCACAUCUAAGCAUAAAGUAGGGCAACACGAUAUGAUUUGUUGUGCUAACAAAUACUGUAGUGUACAGUGGUACAGUUUAAAAGAUUUAAAGAAAAAAAGUGUACCGAAGGGUGUGUGGUAUUGUAAAAAAUGUGCAACACUUAAAUUUCGCAAAUGAUAUAUUUUGGAUUCAUUCAGACAUUUUUUUUACAGUUAAUCUUAUUCUUUCUGGAAUGUGAUACAUUAUAUUAUGUACUUGAUUGUUGUAGUGUAUCUAUCUUAUUUGUAUAUAUUGUAAAUUUUUUCUUAAAUUUAUGAACUUUAUUAAUAAUCAAUACCUUGUACAAGUUGAAAG
Photinus pyralis (common eastern firefly) is the source of this 2201-nucleotide messenger RNA. RefSeq lists its product as uncharacterized. Lineage: Eukaryota; Metazoa; Arthropoda; Insecta; Coleoptera; Lampyridae. The coding region runs from base 273 to 2024 and encodes 583 amino acids. The transcript is spliced from 2 exons. The record is from RefSeq and is a predicted model, not a curated record. Gene Ontology annotation, molecular function: zinc ion binding.